Paecilomyces variotii is the source of this 2906-nucleotide messenger RNA. Its product is annotated as acetamidase regulatory protein. Lineage: Eukaryota; Fungi; Ascomycota; Eurotiomycetes; Eurotiales; Thermoascaceae. The record is from RefSeq and is a predicted model, not a curated record. The coding region runs from base 258 to 2567 and encodes 769 amino acids. Gene Ontology annotation, molecular function: DNA-binding transcription factor activity, RNA polymerase II-specific; DNA binding; zinc ion binding. Gene Ontology annotation, biological process: DNA-templated transcription; regulation of DNA-templated transcription. The transcript has 3 exons.
CUAAGUUGAAACAUCGCUAAGAUCGAGACCGUUUGUUUCGCCUUUCUCCGCAUCCCACGUGAUCUGCUUAUCUCUCCCCGCUAAAGAGAACAAGAACCGUUUGACCCACAGAUGGUCUGAUCCCAUCUUCACGGCUGUUCGUCGCGUGUAAAGUCCAGCCUCGGUUUGUACGGCAGGCCCAUUGAGAAUGCUACGAUCAUGACCGCACCUGUAGCACUGCGGCAUGUAGUUCGACCAAUGUGUUUCUCGACGUCGACAUGUCUUCCGCAGCGAGCAACACUCAGAUCCCCGCAGGCGGCGGUGGAGUGACGAAGCGGAAGUCGGGGUCCGCUGCUUGCGUUCAUUGCCAUCUCAGAAAAGUCCGCUGCGACGCCCGUAUCGUUGGGCUACCAUGCUCCAAUUGCCGGUCUUCUGGUAAGACAGACUGUCGCAUACACGAAAAGAAAAAGCGGCCAGUUGUCCGGUCGAUUCUUGAUCCAGUCCCGAUACGUUGCCGGCCGCCGUCUGUGCCUGACACUUCCUCAAAACUGCUUUCGCCAGUGUCUCCGAUACGGGCGGCAUCAACAGUAGCUUCCAGUCCGCGGAGUAAUAUCCCUCCUCAGUCAGCUUAUACAGGUAAUGCUCAGGGACCACAAAAUGGGUCCAGCAUGAACCAAAGGCCGGGCUCUUACGACCAGCAACCAUCAUCUGAGUCGUCAACCGACCAUGAAGACCAUCGGGGGCUGGAGAAGCGCUUAGUGAAGCUGAUUGACGAGGAUGAGUUGGAUCAGAGAGAGAUCCAGAGAGGUGUACGUGCGAUAUAUGUCGGACAUGAUGUUUCCAAUAUAUCGUUCCUCAUUCGUCAACAACGAGGGAAAGAUGGUGACGUGUAUCACUUUGCGGGAAACGAUAUCCCUAAGCGCCAUCUGAGAACAGGCCACGAUGAGCUUCUCAAGGAUGCCGUUUCAUUACCUGAGAAGGCGCUGGCAGACGAAUUGGUACAAGCAUAUUUCGCUCAUGUGAACCCUGGAUAUCCCAUUGUCGACGAGGAUGUAUUUAUGACACAGUAUCGGAAUCACGAUCCAUCGGAUCCCCCACCAAUAUUGGUCCUCCAAGCCAUCUUGCUUGUGGGAGCUCAUGUAUCUCGCCCUAUGCCAGAGAGAGACGCAUUGAAAGAGACCUUCUUCCGACGGUGCAAGUGGUUAUUUGACGCGAGAGUCGAGCGGAACAGAGAUAUUCUGGUUCAAGUGGCUUUGCUCCUGACAUGGCACUCUGAUUCUACCGAUGAUGAUGUUUCCGCUAAUGCUUACUAUUGGGUCGGGGUGGCAGCAAGGCUUGCUACGGGUAUAGGAAUGCAUCGUAACCCUGUUUCGAGCAGAUUUACUGCUGGAGACCGGAGAAUGUGGAGGAGAGUAUGGUGGAUUCUGGUGCAAUUCGACGUUAUGGUCUCAUUGUCAUACGGGCGACCACAGGCCAUAAAUCUAGACGACUCCGAUGUUCUCCCUCUGACCCCGUCAGACUUUGAAGGCUGCGGCGCCCAGGUGCAGGUUGACUUUGUUAUCCACUUCACAGAGCUGUGUACGAUGAUAUCGUACAUUCUCAAAGAGAGAUUUGGCUUGAAAAUAAGCCCCGAGCGUCGAAAAGCCGCUCUUCCGCAGGCUGACGCCGCUCUAGCAGACUGGUCUCUUCAACUACCAGAUACUCUACGGUUACGAGCUUCUGAUUUGGACCCAUGGUCGGCCGUGCUUCAUCUGACGUACAAUAACUUUCUCAUCCUUUUACAUAGGCCGCAUCCGAGGGCAUCUGCCUACUCAGAUGACUACGGUCCCCACGAUGCUGAGAUCUGCAGUACUGGUGCUGGAGUCAUUGCUUCAAUUUUUGAGGAACUUCGUCAAAAGGAUCGCCUGAAGUAUCUCUGGAGCUCAUCGGUUUACACCCUUCUCACAGCUAUGAUACAAGUCAGGGUUGAGCUGCGGUUCUCGAACCCUGUGUUGGCCAUAAAUGCUCUGAGACGAUUUGAUUCGACCCUGUAUUCUCUCCGUGAAUUGGCAGAGUAUUGGGCACAUGCAGGAAUGGUUUUCCGACUGUUUGAGGGCUCGAAACGACUGCAACAGGACUUGCGACUGGCCAAGACUGAAAUGCCCGGACAGUUCAAUGGUUCUCGCGGGCACAGUGGGAAUUCGGAUUCUACAUCCAACACCGCAACACCAAUGGUCCAACGCUCUCAAGUGCCCCCACAAUCAGCACCGCAACUACAAAGAUCCCACUCACAUCUCCAGCAAUCUUCUCCGUCUGCAGUGAAUCUACAGAACCAGAAUUAUGACCCUUUCAUCGUUACGCAGCCCCGGUUUGCCGAUACCUCUUUCGAGGGGUCGGAGGGUAUUCCGCCUCCGGAGCCGGUGGAACACUUAGAAGAAACAAGGGGGUAUUCAGACUGGCGACAACUCUUCCCGUUCGUUGACACCGCCCAAUCCGUGCCUAUGGCGUUUGAAAGCCUUCCAGAAAUGGAAGACGAAUGGCGUCAGCUUUACUGGCAGGAGCCUCAGAUGUCAGACUUGUUCCAGGACGGGGGCUGGAUGCAUGGCUGAACAACUUUGAUGCUUCUCGCGCAAAUAUUUUGCAGCGCGCUAUUUUCACCUCCUCAAUGGCCUAAACAUUGGGAGCAACAGGAAAGAGAUUAACAUACUCCUUACUACUAUUUUUAUAUCGCCUAUAUACAUUAUUGUUCUGGGAGGCGGUUUUACUUUCGCAGUUUGAAUUUAAGAUACCAUCAGGCGCAUGUACUACCCCGGAUGUGCCAUUUUCGAUGUAUCUUGUCUCUGCGUUUCGUUUGUCGUCCGAGAUCGAGAGCGGUCUCGUUCAUGGAAGGGAGUCCAAUCGGUGUAACUUUUGUUUUUUGUCAUUAAUGACAAAAUGCAACUGAAUGA